Blastocystis hominis is the source of this 1203-nucleotide messenger RNA. RefSeq lists its product as hypothetical. Gene Ontology annotation, biological process: DNA damage response. Gene Ontology annotation, cellular component: cytoplasm; nucleus. The record is from RefSeq and is a predicted model, not a curated record. The coding region runs from base 1 to 1203 and encodes 400 amino acids. Gene Ontology annotation, molecular function: phosphatase activity. Lineage: Eukaryota; Bigyra; Opalinata; Blastocystidae. The transcript is spliced from 4 exons.
AUGAAGCGUCGUAUUCCGGACAUUAUCUACCAGACAAUGAAUUCGCAGCCUUUGCCUCCCUCGAUCGCAGAAUCAUACACCACGCUUGCUCACACGAUUCGGGAUAACGGGCCGAUUCUUGAUAUCACCAACAGCGAUUCGCUUCUCUCCGAACUCUUUCGAAUUCCAGUCCGUCGUGCCAUCCAUGAUGACUUGCAUUGGCACGCUAUCUCCUGGUGGCUGGCCGAGAACUACGAGUUCUUGCUGCUGAACCACAUUCAACACAUGGACGCUUCGCUUCCCAAAGAUCCGUUUUUCGCUCUAAAAUCGAAAGCCUUGACCGCUGUCGCUGAUCAAAUCGAGCCGUUUUUCGCUCCUCUCCUCGCGAGGCUUCGCAGCGAGCCCGCGAUCUCGGAGGACGUGUUUGCGUCCGCGCUGCUGACGUUGCUCUGGGGAAACAAGGCGGAUUUGAGCAUGUCGAGCGGCGUGGUGGAGGGGAAAUCGCUACUGCACACGUCGUCGUCGAAUUUGAUUUUGAUUGACCACUCGAAGGAGGCGUGGAGCUUCCUUCAGAGUCACGACGUGCGGGAAAUCUCGGUGUUUGCGGAUAAUUCAGGGCUCGAAAUGCUCUGCGAUUUUCUGUUUAUCACGCUGCUGCUCUCCGCGUUUCCUCAUUGCAGCGUGCAUUACGUGGUCAAAGCGUCGCCCGUCUUCGUCUCCGAUGUGACGCUCGACGAUAUUCAGCCGGGACUCGACGUGUUGCGUCGGUCACGUGACGCCUCGUUGCGAUGGAUGCUGGAUUGCCUUGAGGGCGCGAUGCAAUCCGGGCGACUCGAUGUGAAGGCGUCGGUUUUCCUGUGCUCGGCGCUGCCUGGAUGGGAAAUGCCCUCGUCGAUGCGCGGAUUUUUGGCGAAGCAGGACCUUGUGAUCACGAAGGGGGACGCGAACUAUCGGAGACUCGCGGGGGAUUUGCAUUGGGAGUACGACGUGGAGCUGAAGCGAGUGCUGCACUAUUUCCCGUGCUCGUUGCUGAUGCUUCGCACGUUGAAAAGUAACGUUUUGAUGGGCGUCUCGAAGGAAUUGCAGGAGAAAGCGCGCGAACGCGAUGCGAAUUGGGAUUGUUCGGGUCAGAACGGAAUUAUUCAGUUGUAUUCGUGUUGUUUUUCUGUUUUUUUGAAACAUGAGAAAGGGGGAUCGAUGAAGGAUCGAAAAGAAUGGGAUUAA